AAACGCAAAUCCCAACAGCAACUCCGACGACAGCAGCAACAACAACUACGGCAACUCCAGCUACAGCACCCUCAGUACCAACUUCAGAUUCUUUUGUCACAGGAACUCUCACACCAAGCUCAACCAAGGCACCCAUCACAAGCACAAUCAUCUCUUCUGUUACACCAACCAUCACAACAGACGCAUCGGUUCCCACCACAACUGUGAACGUUGCUCCUGUCACGGUCACCACUGGAGCAUCUUCCACAGCAAGCAGCACCAUGGGUUCCACCCAAACACCUUCCACAGCACGCAGCACCAUGGGUUCCACCCAAACACCUUCCACAGCAAGCAGCACCAUGGGUUCCACCCAAACACCUUCCACAGCACGCAGCACCAUGGGUUCCACCCAAACACCUUCCACAGCACGCAGCACCAUGGGUUCCACCCAAACACCUUCCACAGCAAGCAGCACCAUGGGUUCCACCCAAACACCUUCCACAGCAAGCAGCACCAUGGGUUCCACCCAAACACCUUCCACAGCAAGCAGCACCAUGGGUUCCACCCAAACACCUUCCAGCGAAUCCACGACCAGCCUCAUGACGACUACCAAUCCUCCGACCGCACCAUCAGCCCCUGCUCCGACCUUCAGUGUGUCGGUUACAUUAACACAAACUUACGACGAACAAUUAUCAAACCCGAGCAGUCAGCAGUUUAUUACACUGCAGUUGAUCGUUGUUACAACGUGUAAUGCUAUCUACAGGGCAGAAUAUGGAUUCCUUUUCAUCCGCGUUAUUGUCAUUGGAUUCAGACCUGCCGGAGGUCGACGUAUGGCCAACACUGAAACCCUUUUGGAGCUUGUGUUCAAUAAUACUGCCCCAAGUGAAAGUAUUCCGCCAGCAGAGGAAGUUGCAAAUGUCUUGAGAAAUGCUACAGUGAACAACUCCACUGAUAGUCUCCAAUUUGAUGCUACCACUAUUGUUGUCGAAAGAGUUGUUACCACUACCACAACGAUUGCCCCAACAACUGCCCAACCACUGACAAUAACUGCCAAACCAACGGCUACAACAGCCCAACCACCUGCUACAACUGCCCAACCACCGGCCCCAACUCAAACCACAACCACUGCUGCAGUAGCGUUGGCUAACGUCCGAUUUGGAUUCCGUUCUGUCAGAGACACAUUUACAGCAGACCUUUUGAAUCCCUCAUCAGCAGCCUUCCGAGAUCGAGCCACAACCAUCACAUCUGCGCUCGAACCCUUGUUCAGAAGAGCUUUUGGUUCCUUCACUAGAUUGCAAGUGGCAGCUUUCAGCCAAGGAUCGAUCAUCACCACCAUGGACGCAAAGUUCAGUUCAGCUCCUUCUAGUGACCAGAUAGUCAGAGUUCUGACCGAUGCCGCAGGAACCAUCACAGCUUUUGACAUUGAAACCAACUCUAUUACUGUUAAUGGUAUAGUGACGGGUGGAGUCUCAAGUGGAAUGAACAAAAGCAGUGCCUUCAUCAUAUCUUCGAUGGCCCUUCUCUCAUGGCUACUCGUGUCAAGCUGAUCAUAGGACUUGGGUGUUCACUCAAGACAAACCCAAGACAACACAUAAGAACCAUUUUAACUAAGAAACAUUAUUAACCAUAUUAACCAUGUUAACAACAGAAUUAUAUUAACCAAGAUAAACAAACAAAUGAAUAAUAUAUAUUACUGAAUGAAUUGCUAUUUAAUCACAAUAGAGUAUUCUAAUUAAAAUAUCAUGCACUUUGCUUGUAAACAAAAGACUAUUCUCUU
Molecule: messenger RNA, 1756 nt
Organism: Gadus macrocephalus (Pacific cod)
Lineage: Eukaryota; Metazoa; Chordata; Actinopteri; Gadiformes; Gadidae
Product: mucin-2-like
Exons: 8
Coding region: 261-1526 (421 amino acids)
Source: RefSeq, a predicted model, not a curated record